Messenger RNA from Xyrichtys novacula (pearly razorfish), 10735 nucleotides. NCBI's taxonomy places the organism in Eukaryota, Metazoa, Chordata, Actinopteri, Labriformes, Labridae. The record is from the annotation of a GenBank genome assembly.
AUGUCUGGCCAGCGCUCAUCUUUUAAAACCCGACCAAGGUAAGUAACGUCUCAGCCAACACAAAUGAACAGACACCUGAUUUACACAGCACAGUAACACAGUAGAUUUAUCAAGAUGCUUCAUUUAAGGGAAACACCAUAUAAAGCCUGCAUGCAGGCAUAGGGGCAGCACAGGACGACAGUGAAGUACGCCACCAUCCACAACAAAAACUCUUGCACAUGACCUAAUGCUAAACAUCUGUCAUUUUUCUUUUCAGAGUGCUGGUCCUGCACCUGAAGCCUUUCAGGUACAUUCCAGACUACCGGCUGGAGAAAGUGAGUGAUCCAGUGGAUAUCUUCAGGGACCCCAUUAUUUCUGUGUGGACUGUUGGCACUAACUCUAUUUACUUUCUCAGAGUGCUAUUUAUCAUCUGGGCACACAAGCAGGAACAGGUAAGAUUAUCUUUUUUUCUUAUAAUCAUAUUAAAUUUUACACACCAAAAAUGUCACAGUUUAAAAAAAAAAUACAGCUACUUACAGCUUACAAUUAUGUUCUAAUACAUUACUUAUGUGAACAUUAUGAAUAGUAUGAUAGUAUGCUGUUACAGACACAGCUGAGCCUUUAGACAGCCCAUUAAACAUUAUUACUCCUUCACUUGUUUGGACACUGCAUCUCAGAGGGAGUGGAUCCAGAUGUGCCAGUGACUGAGCCAAUGGUUCGUUACCUUUCUUACCUACACCUCCUCAUCCCAUCUUACCUCCCUUACCACCUUACCUAACCCCUACCAACAACCCCCACAUCCAACCUUACCUUCCUCACCUACACCCACCUCAUCACAACUUCCCUCCCUAACCUAUGCCCCGUCAUCCUGCCUGACCUCCCUUACUUAUGCACCCUCAUGAUACCUUACCUCCCUCACCUACACCCCCUCAUCCUUACUUACCUCCCGACAACCCCAUCAUUCCGCUUUGCCUCCCUCAACUACACCCUCUCACCCUAGAUUAACUUUCCUACCUACACCCCCUCACCCUACCUUACCUCCCUCACCUACACACCCCUCAAUCCACUUAACCUUACCUCCUCAUCCUUCCUGACCACCCUUACGUACAAAGCCCCCCAACUGAUAUUACUUCCCUCAACUAACGACCCUCACCCCACCUUACCUACAACUUCUCAUCCCAUAUAACCUUCCUAACCUACAUUCACCUAUACCCCCCUCAUCUUACUUAACUUCCAUCACCUACAACCACUCAUCACACCUGACCUCCCUCACCUCCCCCCCUCAUCCAGCCUUAUCUCCUUUACCUACACCCCCUUAUUUUACCCUACCUCCCUCACCUACACCCUCUCAAACUUCCUAACCUCCCUCACUUUCACACCCUUGAUCCACCUUACCUCCCUCACCUACACCUCCUCAUCCUUCCUGACAACACUUGCAUACAUCCCCCCAAACCAACAUUACCUCCCUCAACUAUGAACUCUCAACCCACCUUACCGUCUUUAACUACACCUUCUCAUCUCAUAUUACCUCCGUAACUUUCUCACCUACCUUUACCUACAAUACCCUCACCCUACCUUACCUCCCUAACCUACACCUCCUCAUUCUUCCUGACCACCCUUACGCACACAUCCCCCCAAAUGACAUUUCCUCCCUCACCUACCAUCCCUCACCCCACCUUACCUCCCUUACCUUCACUUUCUCAUCUUAAAUUACCUCCCUAACUUUCUCACCUACCUUUACCUUUACCUACACCCCCCUUAUCCUACAUUACCUCCAUCACCUACACACCCCUCAUCCUACCUUAUCUUCCUUAACUACACCCCCUCAUCACACCUUACCUCCCUCAUCCACACCCCCUCAUCCAUCCUUACCUCCUUCACCUACACCCCCUAUUUCCACUUUACCUCCCUUACCUAUGCCCUGUCAUCCUGCCUGACCUUCCUUAUCUACAAAACCCAAUUCAAUUGAAGUUGGGAAAUUGUGAUAAACGUAAAUAAAAACAGAAUACAGUGAUUUGCAAAUCCUUUUCAACGUAUAUACAAUUACAAAGACAAGAUAUUUAUAGUUUAAACUCAUAAACUUAAUUUGUUUUUGCAAAUAAUAAUUAACUCAGAAUUUCAUGGCUGCAACACGUACCAAAGUAGUUUGGACGGAGGCAUGUUUACCAGUGUUACAUCACCUUUACUUUUAACAACACUCUAUAAACAUUUUUGAACUGAGACUAAUUGUUGAAGCUUUGAAGGUGGAAUUCUUUCCCAUUCUUGCUUGAUGUACAGCUUCAGUUGUUCAACAGUCUGGGGUGUCCAUUGUUGUAUUUUACGGUUCAUAAUGUGCCACAGGUCUGGACUGCAGGCAGGCCAGUCGAGUACCUGCACAAUUUACUACAAAGCCACGCUGUUGUAACACAUGCAGAAUGUGGCUUGGCCUUAGCUGGGUUUCCAUUAGCCAUAGAUUUGCGCUAAACCUAAAUAUCGCAAUAGAAAACUGGUAAUGGAAACACCUAAAUUUCGAAAAACCUCUCAAAUAUCGCUAAAAAGUUUUUACGCUCUCAUGAGGUGGUUUUUCAGACGUGUCGAUAUAGAAGUAUAUCGCAAAAGUGUAAUGGAAACACUAUUCUCGCAAUUCUCUGUCACCAGACGUGACGUAGUGGGUCAUGUGACCAGUUCAUUUCAAGCAAAGAUGGGGCGGUAUGUGUGGACGGGGGAUGAGACAGAGUUAUUUCUGAAGUUUUGAAUUGUAUUUGUAUUUUUCGGAAGUUUUGAAUCCACAAUUCGUCUGUGAAUUCCUCAUUAACGAUCCUCUCCCAGAAAUCCCUCAUCCGUGUCCGCUCCCAUACAUACGGGCUUUGCCUUUGAACUAUCACCUGCCACCUUCGUCUUCUGAUGACAGCAGCGGCAACAGGAGUAAUGGUCACAGAAAUAGCUGCUCCAAAAUGCAAAAUGUUUAGUGUCUCAUCCAUGUUGGUGCGCAAAAAGGCUUAAGGAAUACGAGGUCGCACGGGCAGGAAGUUUACCUCGUUGCUAGGCAACAGCCAUUCAAACACGGCUCGCGAGUUAUUCAGUUGCUGAAUCUGGUGUCCCACAGGGCUUCUUUUGCUAUCUUCAUUAAUGAUUUUCCACUAACUCGUUUAAACGUUCACAUGCAUCUUUAUGUCGAUAAUACUGCCAUUUGUUUGUCUUUAAUUCUUUCACCCAAAAGGGGGAGUGGUCAGUUUUCGCCAUAUGGCUAAAACCAACUUACCUCAGAUAUCAGUGGCUAGCUUACUGUGUACAGAAGGCGGAUAAGGCGAUUGCUUUAUUCUUCUAUCAGGGUACUUUUUAGAAGUUUUAUGUUGAAUAGUAUGAGACUGUAACUGUCAUCUCUUCUGCUCUUUUCGUAUUGAUGUAUUUAAACCAUUUUCUCAACUUUUGAUUUUGUCUGUAUUCAAAAUUUGACUUUAUUUCCAACUUUUUGACUUUAUUCGGGCAUCCAAUCAUUGUUUAGGAUCAUUUCAGGUAUAGCUUAAUAUUGAUUUAAUAAAACUUCCUCAGAGCCAAGUUUUCACAUGAUUUCAAACUAAAUUUAUUUCAUUGUGUGUCAGUGUUAUGGAGGGUAUUUUUAUCACAUUCAUUGAAAAGAAAGAUACUGUUUUUAUUUCAGGCUGCUUUACACGAUCAAACAAUUACUUUGCUCCCCCAUGUUUCUGUUGCUGAUGCCUCCUGGAAAUAAGACAUGAAUGGUUCCAGGCCUAGUCACGUAAGCAGACAGUUUUUGUUUAUUGAAUAAAGCCUGCCAAAACAGAGUCCUUGUGUUUUUUUCUGUUGAAUUAAAGUCUAUUGUACUUGUAAAUAUUCUCCUUCCUGUAUGAUUUGACAGAGAGACUACAGAUUACUCUGAACCCUGCUUUCUCUUUCUCAUUUCUAUCACCUGUCAGCUUGUCAGCUUCAUUUUCAAUAUGUAUGAAUGGAUGAUACUUUCCCUAACACAAACAUACAUUUAGUUUUAUAGCUGUCUGCUGUAUCUUUGGUCUUGUCCGCUGUGCUUUUUUAAAGAAAUUGCAAGAUUGUCUUUCUUUUUAACUUGUCAGAAUUUGACCGACCAGUGUGACAUGUUAAUGAACCCUGUGGCCUGGCCCUGUGUGUGUUUAGAAUAAAGUGUACUUGGCCUGCAAGCUUUUGCCUGUACAAUAGUUGCACGACAUAUAUUUUAAACCUAUAAGAGCUAUAACAAAUAAAAGCUUGUAUUCAACUCAAUAAAUAUAAAAGUAUCUGUAUAAUCGCCUAUCCUUUAAGGAAAGAAAAAUGAUAUUCUUUUGUCACCAGUAUGGUUAUCAAUUUUGGGCUCGUACCCACACCUCCUCUAAAAUGUUCUGCCCCUUCUCACACCUGAAUACCUGGUGAGGGUCUACAGAAACAUUUUGAAAGAUAUCUUCUUGAUCUUGUGUUAUAUUAGACUGUUUGGUCCCAUUUUUUGGAUCUACAGGCUGUAAUCUUAGACCUCUUGAUAAUAACUCUGACUGUCAUUGUUUGAUUUUAUAAUUAUAUGACAGUUUCAAUGAAACGGAUGUCCUCAUUGUGCACAGUCUCAGUUCAUAUUCCAGCUUGCCAGGGUCUAGAUUGGUGGCUGAAGACUUCGUUUGUCAAACCUCACGGUACGAGAGUUUAAGUCAUUUCAAGAGGAGUUUAAAAGUACUGUCUUAACAAGGAGUCUGUGAAAAACUUUGUAAUUUCUGUUUCUUUCUAGGUGCUUCCAAAGGAGAACCAAUGAUGAGACCACAGGAUUUAUUUGGACAAAAAGUCCGCCUGAAUCUUCUAAAGGCUUUUGCAGCUCUUCUCUUGCUGGCUGUGCUGUUUUUAAUACAACAAAAGAUGGACUUUGUGGAGGUGAGAACUCAGUUUUACUCUGAACAACUAGAACGAGGUCUGUGUAUUAAAUGUCUAAUACCAGUCAACUUUGGCUGUGUUCUGAUGUUACCUGUAAUUAAAUGUAAUAUUGAUAGAAUAUUUGGACCCAGAUCUAACUGAACACAAAACAAAUUUGUUUUAUGUUACGUAGAAAGGUGUGUGGGGUAGAGAAGGUUUGACUUGAGUUAAAGGUGAAGCUGACUGCUUGUACCACCUCCCAUAUUUCUAUACCUCGCUGUUAAGCGUCUGCUGCCAACUCUACAUUUUUUUCUGUCACAAUGUCCCCACUGUGUUCUGGCAGUUCAAAUUAGUUUACUGUCACAGCUGACUGCUCCGCUAUAGUUCUGUGGCAGGUCUCAGGUUAGUGCAGACUAACUCAAUGUGAAGCAACAAGUGUCCCUGGUCAAGAGUGUAAAUAAAUCAUCCCUAUUGUCUUUUUUCAGUUUACUUGCUUUGAGUGCUUUGUUUGAUGCACCUCUGUCAUCAUCUGUCUCUUUGAUCCUCUAUCAUUUAAAGCCUGAAGUAAACUCUGCUCCCAACUUCAAAAAAGCACCCACUCAUCCUCUCUUGAAUCGUGACUUCUGCACCUCCAAGCCACAGUCUGCUGCAGAUGCUGUGGAGGAACGUCUCAUAUUGGACUCCAUUGCUUGGCCUGAAACUCCACUAUUGCCAGAUCCUUUUCUAUUGGAGCAGACCAGUGAUCCAGCCCACAGCACCUUUACCAUCCUGCCAGGAGAAGGAGAGUGGCAUGUAGGAGAUCAGCUGAAAGUUUUGAUCAAAGUCAAUGACUUCCAAGGUCAUGCCAAGAAGUUUGGAGGAGAUGUCUUGGUUGCACGGCUGUUUAACAAAGCACUCAGUGCAGGUGUGGUUGGGAAGGUGGAGGAUCACCUUAAUGGCUCCUACUCAGCUGUUUUUCCUUUACUCUGGGAGGGCAGUGCACAGGUUGAGGUAAAACUAAUCACGGUCUUCUUACCAGAGGUGAUGCUGAAGGCUCAUUUACAAAGUUUUGAAACCAGCAAAAAAAUAUGUGGUUCAUGUGAAAAUAUCCAAAAUUGCAGUUCUAUGCAAAAAAAGGGAGUUAGUUAUCACCUUUUCAGUGGAUGGUCAUAUCACUACUUUGGUAAUAUUUCCUGACAAAGCACUUACCUUGAGAGCCCAAGCUUCUAAUUGUAAUUUCUAAGAUUAUUGUUGAGAGUUUUACAAAGUGUCAUAAAAGAUGUCUAUGAUUGUCAGCUGACUCAGUUUUCCUGUCUGGUUUGUUUUGAUUGUUAUAUUUACCAUUUCUGAUGCUCUUGAUGUUCAGGGGGUUUUUCCAACUGAUAAACUGAUAAACUGCUCACAUGUUAAAACUCUCUGUUUUUUAUCAGGUGACGCUUGUACAUCCAAGUGAGGCUGUCACAGUUCUGCACAGGCUGACCAGAGAGCAGCCUGACAGGAUCGUUUUCAAUACACUCUUCCGUUCAGGCUCGCUCUCCGAAAAAACCACCUGUAAUGUUUGCUUACGUCAGUCCGGCCAGCCACUGUGUGACUUCACUGACCCCUGUACAGGUGAGCCUUGGUUCUGUCACAAGCCACAGACUCUGAGUUGUGAUGCCAGGGUUAUCCAAGAAGGUGCACGUUUCCACCAAAAACUCAAGGACAAAGAGGAGACCCUCUUCCAAAGGUAAGAGAUUACAAAAACAAAAUCUUAUCUGAUUUGACUUGCACCUAGAAAAAAAAUAAAGAGCUAACGAUGGAUCAUCUGUUGGAAAAUUCAAAGUUUGAAGCCGCAGCCAAAAAUGUUGAGAUUCUUAUAGUAUAAGAUGCUAGUCUAAGACUUCUCAUGUGAGUUUUUCUUCAGGAGUGUCAACAUGAAGGUACACAUAAAGGCCUCAGGACCAAACGAUGUCACUGUGUUGGCACCAAAGAAAGGUAAAGCCAGUUUUUUCUAAUUCUGUCCUUCUCCAUAAAAAAACAGCAAACCUGAAUGAGCUCAAGACCUAAAAAGGACAUGAAACACACCACAUUGGCAUCCUCACGUGGUAAAAAAAUCAAUUAGGAGAGAGUCUGAUAUAUUUUUUUGUGUAAAAAAUCAUCUGUUUAAUGAGAAAACCGCUUUCAAGAGUGUAUUUACACUCAACUGCAUUGAACCACCUUUGGGGGGGUCCAGCUCGCAAAAGGUUGAGAACCCCUGCUCUAGUGUAUAACAGGUGGAUUCUGACGCUACAUAGCUGCUAGCCAGCGUUGGAGAAUCACCGGCCGUUUCGGUGGCAAAUGAUGAAAAUGCAACAUUUUUUUAUUUCUUACGUUGUGAAAUUGGUUGGAGCAGCCUGGCGCAAAACAAAAUACCCCUCCUUUACUCGUCUUUGGCUCUUGAUUCGCCAUCUCAGCUAUCCUAAUCUGCUCUCAUUCACUUGUCAAUACGCGGGCUAAGCAACCCAUUACGUCACACAAGUGGCACUACUUUACGGUUCCCCGCAGCGUCGCUAGAGUGGAACUUCUGUCAUGUAUUACAAUUAAUGUAUUACAUUUUGAGAGUCAUGAAUGCAGUGAAGUCGAGAGGCAUUCUUAAAAAUAAUGAUAACGUGGGUCAGUGUUUCAUGUCCUCUUUAAAGUUGCUGGAGGAAGACAGAGGACUCACCUAGGGAUGGGAAUUGAUAAGAUUCAAUACCGAUUCCAUUAUCAAUUCGGCUUAUUGAUUCAAUUCUGUAACGAUUCCCUUAUCAAUGCCUUUCUUUUAAUAAAAAAAAAAAGUAGACUAUAGGUUUUCGCCAAUAACACAAAGGUUUAUUGAGUUUCUGAUAACAAAAAACGAUAUAUGCCACCUUCAGCGAGAGUCUACAAAUAAUCAAACAACAAACGAUCUGUGCAGCAUUUACUUCGGUCAGUUUUAGGUCAAAUUAGACCUAAAUUCUGGAUCCCCAAAAAGAGGACACUACUACGCGGGGCGGAGUCGUGGACAAAGUUUUGAGGGUUUUCCAGGUCGAGUCGAGUGUUUUUUUACAGGCUUUUAACUCAGUUUGUCCACGCUACACAAACUCAAAACCUCCACACAAAACCCCGGACAUUUGAAGGAUUUUAUUAACUCUACCGGACAGUCCCCACAAAAAGAGGACAUGCCCGGGUAAAAGAGGACAUUAAGUCUGGAAUGCAUUGUGCUUAUUAUGCUAACACAGGACAUACAUACCUUAAAUGCCGUGCUGAGACAGAGCAGCAGCAGCUGACGACCAGUGGAGAGCGACAAAUACACGUCCUUAUAUUUGCUGCCGUGCCCUGUUGACAAAUGUUUAAUUAUGUCGCUGGUGUUUCCACCUUUGAAUGUUAUCUCUGCUCAUACGUUACACAUCUCGCUGUUGUCAUCUUUCUUAGUACAUGAAGCCAUGCUUUUCAUCGUUACCGCUUAAAUCUCGCACCGUCCGCCAUGUUCUUUUCCUCAAAGUCCAUGUUCUCGUUCGCAUUGAUUGGUUCUCGCGAGAUAAUUAUUCAAGGUACCCGGAAAAAAGGAAACGUUAAUACAGUAACGCGAGAUGGCCAUUUUGCUACGGGACGCUCCUUCACUCAUAACAUUACAGUCUAUGGUGCAUAUAGCAUUUAAAUAACCAUAGAUUGCCUAAUUUUAAAUCGAUUUUCGAACGGUUUGGCUUGUUAUAAACCUCGGAGUUUAAGUUAUGUUCCUGGCAGGAACUUCCUGCAUACUCACAAAUAAUUUUAACCAUGGAUUUUAAUAAAUAAACAUUAAGCAGAUAGCUAUAGGCCUACACACACAAGGCAGUUAUAUUACAUCAUUUAUAUAUAAAACAUUUAAUCAUUUCAUGUAUGUUAUAUAAGCAAUAUUUCUUUUAUAGGGAUAACUAACAUAUAUAGCAAUAACAUAUUUGUAUUUAUUUUCAAUAUAAAUUUCUGCCUCAUGUUGCCAUUUUAGACAUUUUUAACAAACCGAACAGCUUGGAAAUUAUGUGCAACUUAAGUCUUUUUUUUUUUUCUCAAAGAAAAGCUGCCAUUUCAACUUGUCCAAGCAUCCUGACUCAUAGCCACAUUAUUAAGGUCUGUGAUAAACAAAAACAUUUGUAAAUCUGUCAAGAUUUCAGCAAGUUCUGAGUAUUUUUGAUCAUGCCGAUUACUCACCUCCCGGCGGCUGCCAUAGCGCGUACUCGAAUGGUAUACAGCAGUGGUGAUUGCUCUAAGACUGCAAGGGAAGCUCAGCUUCCCUUAAAAUGUCACCCCCCAAAAAAAGAAAAAGUGGUGAAAUACGUACUACUGUGUGUACAUUUCAUUAACUAAAUACGCGCUAGAAAGCCUUCAUCUUUUGUUCAGACACUGUGAUAAGAAGCUGAUAAUCACAGGUAACCGGCAUAACUUCGCUCUCAUUCAUCCUCGCAGCGCCUCAGCGCUUUAAACAGCCGGACGCUGGGCUUCUGCUGACUUCAAUGUGGAAGCUCAAAGUGGGUUGUUCCAGCAGCGAAACUAGACGCUCAUUGGAUAAAUGCUGGGCUUUGGCCCACCCAUCGGACGCUCGGCGUCUCUGGAGUUCUAUGACGAGAGGGCGGUCCCGACUUUCUCCCGGACUUCGAGCUUCUGCAUCCAUGAUUGGAUGAGCUGUCUGAGGCGAAAUCCUUUUUUGAUUGACAGCUAAACAAGCGAAUCAGCGAUCUUGAAGAAUAAAACACCUACCAGAGCAUUUUCCAAGUUAUUCAUUCCGCUGUUCUUAACUGCUCCGGAGACUUUACCGAUCCUCAGCGACUUUUGUCUUUGUUAAAAACGACUGCCGUUGUGUUUGGCGACUCUGUUCUGUUACAUACUAAUAAACAAAUACAAUUAUGAUGUAGGCCAGAAAAAUGAGCUUCCCCUCCUUGUAAGACCAGCAGCCGCCACUGGUAUACAGGAGUAAGAUGGACGCCGGUAACUCUGCCUCUUGUUGCCUAUGUGAUGGAUUGAACCAUUUGGAACCGGUUCUCAACAAGAACCGUUUCUCAAAUCCCAUCCCUAGACUGUUCUGUCGCUCCUAAUCGGUUCUUACAAUUGACUCCUCUCUAAAUUCUUCUCAGGUCAGGCCACGGCCAUUGGAGGCACUGGUAAGUCUGAACCCUCUGGUUAUUAUUACCAGGGUGUGUGGCGAGCUCUGGGUGGCAGCAGAGUUCAACAAUUCAACACCUCCUCUGCCAUCAGUCAGUGUCUGAAAGGAAAGAUGGUCCACCUGUACGGAGACUCCACCAUCAGGCAGUGGUUUGAGUUCCUUGACGCGUCACUACCAGGUAGCUCAUCCAGAGAGAUUUUGGGCUGCAGGUUGAUUUUAUUUACACCCUUAAUCUUGAACCUUGACCUGUUCCCUUGUAUUAAACAUGUAGAUGCGCAGCACUGUGACCUGAAGGGUUCAAAACAAGCAGGACCUCUCAUGAAGUCGGACCACAAAAAACGCAUUAUGAUAACAUAUCGCUGCCAUGGUCCUCCUCUUCGUUUUUCAAAUAUCCAAAUCAGUCAGAUGCGUUACAUUGCCAAUGAACUGGAUGGAUUGAUUGGUGGCUCUGACACUGUGGUUGUGAUCGGCAUCUGGGCCCACUUCAGCACUUUCCCAGUUGAGGUCUACAUCAGACGCCUCCAGAGCAUCCGCAGAGCCGUGGUCCAUCUGUUGAAACGGGCUCCAGGCACCCUGGUGAUCAUCAGGACAGCAAACCUCAAAGAUCUGACGCUUUAUGAGUCGCUGACCAACAGUGACUGGUUCACCAUUCAGCGUGACAAGGUGCUCAGAGCCGUUUUCAAAGGACUCGAUGUUAAAGUGGUGGAUGCCUGGGAGAUGGUUCUGGCCCACCACCUUUCACACAGCCUCCACCCACAUCCCCCCAUCAUCAAAAACAUGAUCAAUGUCCUCUUGUCUUAUGUUUGUCCCCAAAUAUGA